Molecule: messenger RNA, 1959 nt
Organism: Cantharellus anzutake
Lineage: Eukaryota; Fungi; Basidiomycota; Agaricomycetes; Cantharellales; Hydnaceae
Product: acid protease
Exons: 8
Coding region: 264-1712 (482 amino acids)
Biological process (GO): proteolysis
Molecular function (GO): aspartic-type endopeptidase activity
Source: RefSeq, a predicted model, not a curated record
UCGCUGAUUGCACCGGGAAUUACCGACGCAUUCAUCGGUCGCGUCUUGGCCUGUUUCUCCUUUGCCUAUCACAGUUGUUCUCCUGCCCUGAAAUAUUUCAGACUUAAACACCUGCCGUUCCCUUUAUAUGUAGCCAUGACGUCUGGGAAAAAUCAUUCACUCUCCCUCUCUUUCGCUGGUCCACCCCUUAGCAUUGCAUACCGCACUUGAUCUACUGGACUCUGCCCAAGAGGGAAACGCAGCCAGUCUGCUCUUUGUGGAUUAUGCUUUACCUAUCGUCGCUCUCCUUGUCAUCGUCACUACUCUCAUGCUUGCUCUUGCUCGAAUCUAUCCCGUCUAUUACUUGUCAUCCUACACAUGGUCCUGUCCAACGGGAACUCACUAUACCUCUUGCUCAUCGUGCACCAAGACGUUUCAAUGCGGAGCCCGAAGUAGGGGCAUGGGCUGCUGAACAAGGCGCUCGACUGAGAUCCAAGUAUGGCUUGGCUCAUUCGGAUGGUUCAACUUCCAAGCGUGCUGAAGGCUUGAAUCUCCUUGUCAACAUCGACCGAGAUACAUCAUACUUUGGUUCGGUGGCGAUUGGUACUCCACCGGCCUCAUACAAUGUCAUUCUUGAUACUGGAAGCAGUGACCUUUGGCUAGCCGAUUCGAAGUGUCAGAUAGGUUGCGACGGUCUCUCAACAUUUUCAUCCUCGAACUCUUCUACAUUGAAGAACAUUACAACCCCAUUUUCCGUUACAUACGGAUCGGGCGCUGCGAGGGGACAUCUUGUUCAGGACAGCGUUCAAAUGGCCGGUUUCUCGAACCCUAAGCAGGUUUUUGCUUUAUGCAACCAAAUCUCGAAAGACUUGCUAUCUAGUCCGAUAUCAGGACUGAUGGGUCUUGCGUGGAGGUCACUUGCUGCAUCGGGAAGUACACCAUUUUGGCAGGCGCUAGUGGCUGGUGGAAGCUGGACGAGUCCCCUUAUGUCAUUCGUCCUUACAAGGUUUCUGGAUGACCCCACAGCGCAGAAGCUUGAACCAGGGGGUGUUUUCACUAUGGGCUAUUUGAAUUCAUCGCUGUACACGGGUGAUAUUGAGUACACGAAUAUCAAUGGGGAUCCGACGUAUUGGCUAAUUGAUCUCACUUCGAUAAAGGUGCAAGGAAAUUCAGUCUUGAACAAAACUGUAUCGGCGGCUAUCGACACUGGUACAACGCUCGUCGGGGGUCCGCCAAGCGACAUUGCAAACAUAUUCAGCCAAAUUCCGGGUUCCACCCGAGGAUCGGACUCUUACCAAGGAUAUUGGAUUUAUCCAUGCAGUACGCCCGUCAAUGUGACGUUUGCGUUUGGAGGUGGGAAGGAUUGGUCGAUGUCUCCCGCCGAUUUCCAACUGCAGCAAAUUUCGAACUCGGACUGCCUCGGUGCCUUUUUUGAGAUCGAUCCAACUGGAUCGUCACCCCCUUGGAUCAUCGGCGAUACAUUCCUUAAGAACGUCAUGUCUGUGUUCAAGUACGACCCUCCAUCGGUAGGCUUUGCGCAGCUCUCCUCAGCAGCCCGUGAACUCGGUAGAAAUUCGGUGCCCACACCCACGAUUGGAACGUCUACUGUAUCGCCCAGCGAUACUACUGGUGCUGCGGUUGCCCUCUUGGGGGGAAGCAGGUCCAAGUAUUGGAGUACACUGGCUGCCGUUGGGGCUGUCAUCUUUGUAGCAACCUCGCACUGUGUGCUCUAACGUGACUUGUGCUGCUGUGUUCUAUCACGUAUAGAUGUCGUUCACCUUUACUCAUGCUUGCGACUUGAGCGCUCUAGCCCAUCCUCGUCCGCCGUCCAUGAAAUUUAAUUUUCGUGUUGGCAGCGUGUCCACUCUUUAGCCACCCCACUCAUGUGUUAUAUUAUAAUGCGGCCUAUUAUACGCGAUAUGAAAAGAUAUGGCCUUGGGGUAUAGUCAGGUCUACUUGGUAGCUACAGAUGACGACAAU